Cucurbita pepo subsp. pepo (vegetable marrow) is the source of this 2334-nucleotide messenger RNA. The record is from RefSeq and is a predicted model, not a curated record. Lineage: Eukaryota; Viridiplantae; Streptophyta; Magnoliopsida; Cucurbitales; Cucurbitaceae.
GAGAGUCAGAGUUAUCGUGGUUCUGAAAAUCUUGUUCGUGUUCCUGCUGUCUGCUGAUAUAGGGCAUUCCGCAGCCCCAAUUAGCCGACCAAACAGCCCUAAAAUAUACUGUUCGACUGCCGUGGACCCUAAAAUUUCCCAACUUCGGGAAAUCUUCGGCUUCCAUUCAGGAAGGUUCACACAGCCCUAGAUCUUUCUCAUCGAUCGGAUCCUCUUUGGAAGUUAUUGAUGUUUAUUAGGGCUCUAACGAGUUAAUUGUUUACCCACACGGCUCAAUUCUCCCAAUGUUCCUCUCCAAUCUCCGAUCGACGGCGAAUGCAAUGGGCACUCGGGCUUAGCGUUCCGUUGAGGUGCUGCUUGAAUUGCUUAUUCUAGAGGUUUUUGACUAGAAAAAGUAAAUAAUGGGCCUAUCGACUGCCACUACUUCUGUUUCUGAGGCCAUUCAGCUCUGUGUAUUUGAUUCAAGGAGAGGACAACAAGAGGGACAAGAGCUGGAUAAGAUAUUAUUUUUCUAUCCAGCUGAUUUACCCUUUACAAAACAAUUAUAUAUCAUUGGGCUCAGCGAAGGACUUAUCACAUUUACAAGAACAUUCUCCCCAGAGGCUGCUUGUGAGGUCAUUGAAGCAGAGAAGCACUCUCAUGUAUUUUUUGAGGCAGAGCAAGAUAUAUGGAUGAUUUUGGUAGUGGAGAAAAAUAAGGAGUUAGAAGCAAUUUGGCGGAUGGAUGCAUUGCAGAAGCUUCUUAAGGAAAUCCACUCUCUUUUUCUAAUGUUUCACGGAUCUAUAAGGUUAUUACUUGAGAAAGAACCGACAGGAGAAGCUUCCAGAUCACAUUUGUAUUCCUUCAUCACUGAUUAUCUGAAUGCAUGUGAAAAGCGGUCUGCAUUGGCUAGGUGCUGCUGUGAUUUUCUUGUUGGAAAGAAACUACAGUUACCAUCAUUUGUAGACUGUUUAAAGGAACGUGGAACUGUACAGAUGCUGACCAUAGGGCGAGAUGCUGCCAUUGAAGUUCAGGCACUCGUUAGAACACUUGAUUCUUGCAUUGGAAACGCAUCAUGCCACUCUCUGAUUUUAUUUCAGGACUUACUGGUGUCUACUACACUUUCUCCUGAUGACACUACAAAUUUAUUUUCAUAUGCUGUUCUGAGAUUGACUCCACGUGUGUUAUCUUCUGGCACAAGUUCUUGGUCCUAUUUAAUCAGAGGAAAUGCUGCAUCUCAUGUUGCUCAACAUGGUGGAAAUGUUGGUAAUCGUGUGAUACGACCCUUGCAGCAUGGAAAAUGGUCAAAAGGAAAGGAUGGUUUUCUAGAAACUGAUAUUUGGGGUAUGGGGGCAAGUGGCUGGGUUGGUUCUACCCCAAAAAUCUGCCUUUUUCAAACGGAGGAGCAAAUGUACCUGUAUGUAUACCAGAAUAAAAGUCUGACUCUGAUUCUUCUUGUUCCUGUUUCCUCAGUACCUAACGAGGAACUAGGCAUUUCAAUCGUCAGGCAGCAUAUUCUUGAAAAUGCGUCCCUGAAGAUCAUGAAAGUUGAAGAAACAUUGUCAAAGGGCUGGGGUGGGGAAAAUGCUUAUCAUGUUGGUGGGUAUCGUUAUUUACUGGUAGAUGGUGACAGACAAGUAUCCAGGUCUUCACCACCAGGAAAAGUUACCACCCUAUCAAAGGAAUCUUUACUUGCCAUGAGCAAACUCAGAGAAAAGGUAGAUCUGGAGAAGAGUCGUGCAAAACAGGAUAGUGUUGAUGAGGAAAAGGAACUGGAAGUAACUAUCAGAGCAAAAAACAAUGCUUGGGCUAUUUCUCGAAUCACAAGAGGGAAAGAGCUUUAUAUGGUUCUGGAGAAAGCCAACGAAACCCUGCUCUAUGCCUCUGAUAUGGUGGAGAAAUUCAGCAACAGGUACUGCAACGGAGCAUUCUCCUUGGAUUAGAGGGACACGCUUCCACUGUCGUGUCUACGACGUUGUAAAAUAAAGAGCAGAGGUUAGACGGAUGUGCACAGUUUCUAGUUUUUGCUGCUUCAUAAUUGGAAUCUCCCUUGUGUAAAUUUCUAGUAACAAUAAAGUGAAUCCUCUCUCAUUUUCUGUAGAAGAGAGGGAAAAAGUAUAUGCAUAUAUAGGCGUUCAACCAUGGAGAGAAAGAACAUCUAAGCUAUUAAAAGCCUGCAUUUAGUUCUAUUCAUUUAUUUUAGCAACAAUUUAAAACUUGAGCUUCUUCCCUUUUGGUGGAAUUCUCUAAAGAAGCUUAUAUAAUUCUUCUGAUUCUGAAAAUUGUGAAGGAUCUCAGGAAAACUCUUCAUAUCAUGCAUCUGACUUGGUGUUUGGUAAUGGAAUAGAUUUCAAA